UCCACCGUCCAAUCCACUUCUAUAUGUUGCGACAGACCUUAGCCAUCAGCAGCAGAGUGAUUCGUGUGAAAACAAACAGUGGCUUUUAUCUUUUGACCGUUGACCUCUCUUCUUGCGGUGGGGAGAUAUCAACAAUUCCAUUUGUGGAUCGAAAUGGUUAUUAUUAUUCAUUAUGCAACGGCUUAUUCGUUUCUCCUCUUGGUGAUGACCUGUUUAUUUUUUAUUCAAUCGGUGAGUGCCUACAACAUUCUCAUUGUAUCGCCAAUCACGACGCCGAGCCACACCAACAUCUUGAAACCGUUGGUGAUGGCUCUAGCCGAUGAACGCGGUCAUUCCGUCACCUAUUGGAAUGGAUUGAAACCUCCGUCGACGUUCAACUCGACCACAAACAAUUUGCGCGUUCUACACUCGCCGAAUCUGGCCGAAAUCAACAGCGAUCACCAAAUCGGAUUCAACGAUCGCAACAGCGCGUUCCGCCUCUUUUUCGACAUUUCUAAAAGGAUGGAAAUGUAUUGCACGGCCGUUUAUCAAGAUCCUGUUUUCCAUCAGCUGAUGAACAACACGAUGAGAGAGCGAUACGAUCUGAUCGUCAUCGAAGGAGUUUUCAAUGAAUGUUCUUUGUUACUCGCUCAAGCUCUAGACUUGCCAUUUAUUUACUUCAACUGUUUUUUACCUCCGCCUUGGCUGUUGGACGCCAUUGGCUCGCCGUUGGCCUCAGACUAUUUCCCUCAUCCCGGGUUGAGUUACACAGACGAAAUGAAUAUAUGGCAGAGAACAUUCAACUUGUUAACCGGCGUUUUUGUUGUCUACUUUCAUCGGUGGUAUGUCAUGUCGACGGUCGAUCGAGUCGCUGCCAAUGUCCUCGGAAUGGAAAACCUCACAUCAGUCCUGGAAAUUGAAAAUCGCUAUUUGAGUAUGUUGAUGACCAACACGCAUUUCAGCAUCAAUUAUGAAUAUCCAACACCUCCAGCUGUCGUCCAAGUUGGUGGAUUGCAUUGCGUUCCUUCUAAACCUUUGCCGGAAGAAUUGCAAUCGUUUGUUAAUGGAUCCGGUGACGAUGGAUUUAUCAUCGUCAGUUUCGGUUCCAUUUUGAAAAAUGCCGACGUUCCUGACGGCAUCCGACGUCUAUUUCUCUCAACGUUCGCUCGAUUGACUCAAAGAGUCAUUUUCAAAUGGGAAGAUGACAGUAAAAUGAAAGAUGAUGAUUACAUUCCUCCCAAUGUGAAACUCAUGUCUUGGAUGCCGCAACAAGAUUUACUGGGUCAUCCGAAAAUUCGUUUGUUCAUCACCCAUUGCGGAUUAAAUAGUAAACAAGAGGCCGUCUAUAAUGGCGUUCCGUUUAUCGCACUGCCAGUUUUUGCAGACCAGCCGAUCAAUGCCCAAAAAGCUCACGACGAUGGGUACGCCAUUCGACUCGACUGGGAUUAUUUAACGGAAGAAAUUCUCUACGAUGCCAUUCAGCGAAUUCUUUUCGAUCCAAGAUAUGCCCGGAGGAUGAAACAGGUUUCGGCUUUGAUGCGUGACCAGAUAGAGAGUCCAAUGGACAGGGCCAUCUAUUGGAUAGAAUACGUCAUCCGGCAUGAAGGAGCUCCUCAUUUGCGUAGCGCGUCUCGAAAACUUUCUCUACACCAACGCGGAUUCAUGGACGUGAUACUCGUCGUUUUAUUCACGAGUUUAAUCGUGGCCUACGUGACUAUUCGAUUCGGCUAUCGCUCUUUGUCCUUUCUCGGCAGAAAUCGUCGUGGAAUAAUGCAGACGAAGACAGCCGUUUCUAAUACCAAAAAAGAUGAUUGAUUAUGAAAUUCAAAAAUGGUUGAACCUCAUAUAAAAAUUGUACCUUAAUCACGUUAAAGUCGUCUAUUAUUAUACGAAUAUUCUUCUAUGUUAACUAUUUUUAGAAUAAUAAUACGUGGGUUGUCAUCCUCGAAUGCAAAUUCUUCCAGCCGCUCUAACAUAACGCUACGCCAGCAAAGGCAAUAUCAUCACAGGUAUUUAUCGAAUAAAGAAUAUUAAUAUUAAUGUACUUUAUAAACUUUUUAGCUACUAUUAUAAUUCACUCGUAAAUUUUGUUCAGAAAGUUUUAAAUAAGACUCAAUAAAAAAACCUAAUGGACGUAUAGCAAUGACAUAACUUGUCGUAUUUUCGUAAUAGUUGACAUUUUUGAUCCAUUUCAGUUUCACCAUUUCUCUGAUUCCCCUUCUUGUAUAAUGCGUAUAUUAUCGUGUUUUUAUCUGCAACAAAAAUCAGAAAGAUAACGGUUAUUUAUUAUGAUGAUGAUAAUAAUGCAAAAAUUUAGCUUAUGACAUAUAUAGGCCUAUAUAUCACUCUCAAAGUCAGAUUCCGGCUGAUGGACUGGUGAUGGCUGGAAAGGUGAAUGACUCAUCACACUCAUCACUCUCAUGGACACUGAAUGUACCGCGUAAGAUGCCGGACUGCGUUGUCGGGUGUAGGCAGCUAUGUAAGAUUUAAUGGUAUGUAGCUAGGCGAUUUCGUCGAGUAACUGACUUUGUCUGGCGCUGGGUAAAAUUGUUAAAUAAAUAACCUUUAGUUCAACUGAAAGGAGGUGUGAAAUCAAAUUGAAAAUAAACCGGAAGUAAAUUUCAUUGUCGAAGUCAAGUGAUGAGAUUCCAAAUAAAGAGUUAACUUUGAUUUACUCGAAUAGGAAAUUCCAUUUGUAACUGCGCUUUUUUUUUACCGUGAGCAGCUUUGUGAACGUGAGCAGCUAUAGGUUAAUUCCAUCGGAAGUGGCCGGAAGUUACAGAACUGUUCCGGUUGCUCGUAAAUUGACGCUUCGGAAUUGGGUCGUGGA
Messenger RNA from Daphnia pulicaria, 2809 nucleotides. Its product is annotated as UDP-glycosyltransferase UGT5-like. Gene Ontology annotation, molecular function: UDP-glycosyltransferase activity. The record is from RefSeq and is a predicted model, not a curated record. The transcript is spliced from 2 exons. Lineage: Eukaryota; Metazoa; Arthropoda; Branchiopoda; Diplostraca; Daphniidae. Bases 154 to 1794 code for a protein of 546 amino acids.